Messenger RNA from Lotus japonicus, 2056 nucleotides. RefSeq names its product pentatricopeptide repeat-containing protein At1g60770. The transcript has 2 exons. Gene Ontology annotation, molecular function: protein binding. The coding region runs from base 177 to 1649 and encodes 490 amino acids. Lineage: Eukaryota; Viridiplantae; Streptophyta; Magnoliopsida; Fabales; Fabaceae. The record is from RefSeq and is a predicted model, not a curated record. Gene Ontology annotation, cellular component: mitochondrion.
CUCCUUCUUCUGAAUCUCGUUCGAAGCGAUUAGGGAUUGACCAAAAAAAAAAAAAAGCGAUUAGGGUUUUGGCUUUCUUCUCUCUCUCCCUCAGACACUGAUCAUUUCCACUUCCAAUCUCUGGAAUCACGACACAAAGAACCACACAGCAACCGCAAUCGCCACCGCAUCGGAAAAUGUCGGUAAUGCAGCGAUUCGGGCGCAGCAAGAGCGUGGUGAAGCGCUCGAAGAAGUACUUGGAUGAAACACUGUACCUCAAGCUCUUCAAAGAUGGUGGAUCCGACCUCAACGUUCGCCAGCAGCUGAACCAGUUCAUCAAGAGCGGAAAGCGCGUUUACAAAUGGGAGGUUGGAGAUACCCUCAAGAAGCUUCGCCAGCGCAAGCUCUAUGUCCCUGCUCUCAAGCUUUCGGAAACCAUGGCUAAGAGGAACAUGAUCAAGACAGUCAGUGACCAGGCUAUUCAUCUUGAUUUGCUUGCAAAAACUAGAGGUAUCACUGCUGCUGAAAAUUAUUUUGUUAAUCUCCCUGAACCGACAAAAAAUCAUCUUUGUUAUGGUGCUCUUCUCAACUGUUACUGCAAGGAGUUGAUGACUGAAAAGGCAGAAGGUCUCAUGGGAAAAAUGAAUGAGCUUGGGCUUCCUUUGACUUCCAUACACUACAACAGCCUUAUGACUCUCUAUACAAAAGUAGGGAAACCAGAAAAGAUUCCAUCCAUCAUUCAAGAAAUGAAGGCUGGCAGUGUUAUGCCAGAUUCUUUCACAUAUAAUGUCUGGAUGAGAGCUCUUGCUGCUGUUAAUGAUAUUUCUGGUGUUGAAAGGGUCAUGGAUGAGAUGAAGAGGGAUGGACGAGUCACUGGAGAUUGGACAACAUAUAGCAACUUAGCAUCGAUUUUUGUUGAUGCCGGCUUGUUUGAGAAGGCAGAAGUGGCACUGAAGGAAUUGGAGAAGAGAAAUGCUUGCAAAAAUCUCUCUGCUUACCAGUUUCUAAUUACGUUGUAUGGGCGAAUCGGUAAGAUAUAUGAGGUUUAUAGGGUAUGGCGUUCGCUUAGGCUGGCAUUUCCUAAAACUGCAAACAUAAGCUAUCUGAAUAUGAUUCAGGUUUUGGUCAAGUUGAAUGAUCUCCCAGGUGCAGAAAAAUGUUUCCGAGAGUGGGAAGCUAGCUGCUCCACUUAUGAUAUUCGUGUUGCGAAUGUUCUGAUAGGGACAUAUGCAAAAUUAGAUAUGCUGGAUAAGGCUGAAGAGUUGAAGGAGCGUGCUCGGAGGAGAGGGGCUAAGCCUAAUGCUAAAACCUGGGAAAUCUUUUUGGAUUACCAUUUGCGAAAGGGAGACUUUAAGUUGGCAGUGGAUUCUCUAGACAAAGCAAUAUCAAUCGGUAGAGGUAAUGGUGACAAGUGGGUUCCAUCAUCAGAAUCCGUUGGUACUAUUAUGAAGCAUUUUGAGCAAGAGAAAGAUGUUGAUGGCGCAGAAGAAUUUUUGGAGAUUUUAAAGAAAUCUACUGAUUCUCUAGGAGCAGAUGUGUUUGAACCCUUGAUUAGAACCUACGCAGCUGCUGGUAGGACUAGUUCUGCUCUGCAACGACGAUUGAAGAUGGAGAAUGUGGAGGUGAGGGAAGACACCAAGAAGUUGCUUGAGGCUAUCUCUGUGGAGUGAUGAUUCAAUAACACUCUCACCCUUCAAGUCUUGAUUGCUGCUAAUUGAGAUGCUGCGGUCUUUCGACACAUUUUGCUUCGGUAAUAAAGUUUGAUAUUUUAAUUUAAACGUUUUGGAGUGGCUCUGAGACCAAGGAGGGCCUCUUAUUUGAAUUAUUGAAUUAUUAAGUACCCAGGGUUCUUGUUGUAUAGAUGUGCCUUGUGUCAUUUUGAAUGCUGUAUGUGCUAGUGAAAAAACAAGUGCAUCACAAACGGGAUCUGACAUUCAUUUAAGCUUAAAUCUUCAGCGGCGAGAGGUGAACUCAAUCAUAUCAGUUCUACAUCUAAAAAUUGUACUUUGUUUUUUAUGCAGUUCAUACUUCAUUGUGAUUUUAAUCUUAAAAAAUUCAAGAGUACAUACAGGAAUAA